CACGAAUUUAAGUGUAUUUAUCAACAAAGUUUCAAAGGACAUACAAAUAAUAACCCGAAUGUUUUUGAGAAUUUGGGAAUUGAUUUUAAAUGCUUAGACAUGACACUGACUCUUAAGAAUGAGACCUAUGCGACGGAUUCAGCAAUGUUCUGAGUUGGGAAACUUUCAAACUACAGUAUAUAUUCCGUUACAAUUCUUUUUAAAUUAUUGUGAAGAAAUUUUUACAAUACCACGAGAAUAUAUUCUUGAAAGGAUAAAAAUUACUGAUCAAGUUUUAGAAGACAUGGACGAAAAUUCUAGUGUUCGUAAAGUAUUUCUAACUCAAGCGGAAAACGAUCCUUGGUCAGCCACAAAAGUAAGAAAUCACAAUCGAACCUACUACUUGAAAGAUGCAUUUCACUGCGAGGAUCUGAAAGCGUGUAAUAAGAAUAAUAAACCCUCUAUACAAAAGUUGAAGAGAGAUAUUUAUUGGGAAGUUCAAAAGUUACAAGUUAAGAACUAGAAUUCGGAAAUAAUAAAUAGGGUUUUCAAGAAAUCCAUAGAUUCAGCAAAAAAAGUUAAUA
Messenger RNA from Drosophila ananassae, 563 nucleotides. RefSeq lists its product as uncharacterized. Gene Ontology annotation, biological process: proteolysis. Lineage: Eukaryota; Metazoa; Arthropoda; Insecta; Diptera; Drosophilidae. Gene Ontology annotation, molecular function: serine-type exopeptidase activity. The record is from RefSeq and is a predicted model, not a curated record. Bases 119 to 502 code for a protein of 127 amino acids. The transcript has 3 exons.